CUCUGGGCUCCACCUGUCGCAGGAAGCGCCUGCGUUCGCUUGGUGAGGAGGACGGCGAGGGCGUGAGAAGCUGCGCAUUCCGACCAAACCCAGAGGGCCGGCGGCGGCUCGCAGUCGGCCGAUGAACUCAGCCGAUACGCAGAGCCGGACGAAAAGGGGGAGGGGCUACAGAGGCUGUGUCAGCGAUGCCACAUUAUGGUGUCACAGCUGAUCCGACAGGCCGCCGCCCUCACGGACACGGCGGCACUGAAGGACGCCGCCUACGCCUCCUUCCUCUUCGAUAAGCUCCAGCGCCUUCAGCUUCCACGCCGCGGCCGCCAUGCUCCGGUCGACACCCACUGUGACGUCUGUGGCUCCGCCUUCCAGCAGCUGAGGCGUCUGGCUCUGCGUCGCGCCCUGGGCAUCAGUGUGGAAAUGACGCCGCGCCCGGCCGUGGCUCCGCCCCCGGGCUCCGGUGGCUGGACGAAGGACGAGCUGCUGCCGGCGAAGCAGCAGCGAUGGUCAUAUGAGGAAGAGGCGCGGGAGGGCGGAGCUCCGUGGGGCUGGGGCGGAGUCCAGAGCACCUACCUCGGAGGGGGUGGGGCCAAAGGCCUGGCCACGGUCACGCCUCUUCCCUUGGACGCACGCCAUUACCUGGAGGGGGUGUGGAGGGUGUCCUGCAGAAGUGACCACAGAGCGACUACGGGUCUGAGCUCAGACUACGUGACCAUGACGGCUUCGGCUCUGGACGUCCCGCUCAAACCACAAUCCCACAGCAUCGCCACCCAAACCAGCCAGAACCCGUCCGCCGCAGCCGCCUUCUUCAUCAGAAGACGUCUGCCUCGGGAACGGUCGGAGCUGUCAGAGCGAUGCCGAUGGAGCCAGGAUUCAGGACGGUUUCAGACGCUGAGCUCUGAUUGGUCAGAGCCGGACGACCGCGGUGAUGCAGCGUCACCGUCGGAUUCAACAGAAUGA
Messenger RNA from Sphaeramia orbicularis (orbiculate cardinalfish), 954 nucleotides. RefSeq lists its product as uncharacterized. Gene Ontology annotation, biological process: microtubule-based movement. Gene Ontology annotation, molecular function: microtubule motor activity. The record is from RefSeq and is a predicted model, not a curated record. The transcript is spliced from 5 exons. NCBI's taxonomy places the organism in Eukaryota, Metazoa, Chordata, Actinopteri, Kurtiformes, Apogonidae. The coding region runs from base 196 to 954 and encodes 252 amino acids.